UUAGAGUUAAAAGCCGAGAGUUCCGACCACCAUCUUGAAUUUUGUAAUCGUAAAUUUUAUUUCGAAAUACGAAUAAAUUUGCAGAAUCAGGAUGGGAAACAUUCACACCGUAGGCCCAAAUGAAGCCCUUGUUAUAUCAGGUGGCUGCUGUGGGGAUGGACGUAAAUUUAUUGUCGGAGGCUGGGGAUGGGCCUGGUGGUGUGUGACUGACACUCAGAGCAUAUCUUUGGAGGUUAUGACUUUGAACCCUCAGUGUGAGAGUGUGGAAACAUCAGAGGGUGUACCAGUGACCGUUACUGGCGUGGCUCAGUGCAAGAUCAUGAGACAACCAGACAUAUUGAAGACAGCUUGUGAACAGUUCCUCGGUAAAUCUGUAGAUCACAUACAGAGAGUCAUCCUACAGACACUGGAAGGUCAUCUUAGAGCUAUCUUAGGUAAAAUAUUUGAUAAUGUCUCUGUUAACUAUGUGAAUGAUACUGGCAUAAUGUCAGAUCUAUACCACUA
Ruditapes philippinarum (Manila clam) is the source of this 504-nucleotide messenger RNA. RefSeq names its product flotillin-2-like. The record is from RefSeq and is a predicted model, not a curated record. Gene Ontology annotation, cellular component: plasma membrane. The transcript is spliced from 3 exons. Lineage: Eukaryota; Metazoa; Mollusca; Bivalvia; Venerida; Veneridae. The annotation marks the transcript as partial. Gene Ontology annotation, biological process: protein localization to plasma membrane; regulation of myoblast differentiation.